This is a messenger RNA of Protomyces lactucae-debilis, 687 nucleotides long. Its product is annotated as RXT2-like protein. The annotation marks the transcript as partial. The record is from RefSeq and is a predicted model, not a curated record. Gene Ontology annotation, biological process: negative regulation of silent mating-type cassette heterochromatin formation; negative regulation of rDNA heterochromatin formation. Lineage: Eukaryota; Fungi; Ascomycota; Taphrinomycetes; Taphrinales; Protomycetaceae. The transcript has 2 exons. Gene Ontology annotation, cellular component: cytosol; Rpd3L complex.
CGCCUCAAAGACCGCCUCGACAAACACUCCGACGCAAGCGACAGCGACAGCAGCAUCCACGCUCAACCCCACACAAACCGAUUCAACAAGCUCAAACGCAAAGCACGCUACGUCGCUCGUGGCAAGCUCGAUACAGGCGCUGGGAUCCAUGCAGAGUCCUCUGCGACGCAUGCGUAUGGAUCAAAACGAAGACGCGUGGUCGCAAAGUCACAUACAACACCCUUCACCGAUCCUGCUACAAGUACAGGCGGCGGGGGCGGCGUUGUCUCUGCAGAAAGCGAUGAUGAGGCAGACGCAUACCAUGAUAUUCACCUCGAUCAGAUCCUAGCGCAAGUCGAUGAACCAGCCGAUGUCGUGCAUCAUCCACAAGCACGCGCCGUCUUUCAACGAAAAGCACUCGGUGUGCUCUCUGCACAGGCACUCAGGACACUCUCCACGGAACAUGCACAUCGUGUGGAGCUGGCACGUCUAUUGACGGCUUUCCUGGGAGACGAUGCUGUGCUAUGUCCCACGUAUGAUCGUAACCUCGGCCUUCCACCAGACUCGGCAGAGGAAGCAAGGAGGUUACUACAGGCAGCACUGGACAGGAGUGAAGAGUACCUGCGAUGCAUGCAGAAGGUACGGGCGGGUUUGCUCAAGGCGGAUCGGUAUAGAGGCAAGAUUUAUGGGUGGUGCAAGGAUAGCGAU